AUGUCCCCAUACAAGAAGAACGACCUCCCCUACAUCCACCGCUAUAUCACGACCCACAACACCGAAGGCGAAGCUGUGUUUCUUUCCCAUGCUCAGAUACCCGACUACCUCCCCUCAAAGCCGGCCGGGGAAGAUGGCGAGAUUGCCCUACUGUACGCUACAACCAGCAUGCCAGCGUCAGUUGAUGACGAAGCCGAUGUGGCCAUGUACGACGAGUUUCUGCAUCAACCACCCGGGAUCACAACCGAUGAGGGGACAAUUUUCCGGAUGAUCGACCUCCGUCCUGGAAAGAUCACACCGAUGCAUCGUACUGUCAGUGUCGACUAUGGUGUGAUACUCGAAGGAGAGGUUGAUCUCAUACUGGAUUCGGGCGCGAAGAGGCACAUGCAUCGUGGUGACGGGAAAGAGCUAGGAGAGGAGGUGUAUGAAGACGACUAUUACAAGGUGCGCAACUCAUCCGACACGACCAUUGUUGAACGCAAGUUCGAAGGGUUCCAGAUCUACCGCGAUGACAGUAGCCGUAUUGCCGACCUGACGACAGCCUGCCAGACGGCUAUGAAGCAGAGGAUCAAGUGCCAUGAGAUGCCGGAGGCCUGGCAGCAGCCCGAGAUGCGCGGGUCCCUAGACAGCAAGAACCUGACAGACGCCGUAUGCGACACUGGCUGCGGCCGGUCUCUGCAAAGCUACUAUGACGGGGUUGUUUCAGCAUGUCAGGGCCAGAACUUUACCGUCAACUCGGCCGUCACUUUCCCUGCACGCGCAGGAGGCACCAUCUGGACAGGAUACAACGAGACGUGCCUAAAAGAUCCGGACACGGAUGUUUACUGCAACAAUAUGAUUGAUACGUUUACGAUUGUCGAUUCGUACGAAGAAAUGCCGCGGGACCAGCUAUGUUCGUGGUGCUACGUGAACUUGAACCGCAUGAUGCAGUCGUCGCCUUACUCCAUCUUUCAGUCCACGCUGGAGUCUCCGUAUCUUAAGGCACGGCUUGAGUACAUCUAUAGCACCUGCGAGGUCGAGACUGGUCCCACUGACGUUGGCGACACCUGCGAUAGCGUGGCGCUUACCUACUCGGUAGCCUCAGCGGCCCUACAAAGCGCCAACACCGGCUAUAUCACCAACUGCACUACUCUGGCUGCUGGCAACGAGCUCUGCAUCCCGCUCACCUGCCACGAGCUGUACAUCCUGGAGGACACCGACACUUGCGAGUCCAUCGAGCUCGAUACGGGCAUCGGUCUCGGAAACCUGCGCGCCUACAACCCGUGGAUCAAUUACUUUUGUGACAACCUGGUCUCCACUGUCUGGAUCCACGGCCGCACUCUUUGCCUGUCGCCGCAGGGGGGCAUCUACAACGUCUCCACCCCAUCCCUGGAGUCCACCGUCGCCAAUGGCACUACCCUUUACUGCGGCAUCUGGUACGCCGUUGCGGCGGCCGACGAGACGUGCGCGAAGAUCUGCGCGUCGACCGGUAUCACAAGCGAAGUUUUCCGCGAGGUCAACCCCAGUCUGGCUGGCAAUGCGACCGAAGACUGCACGGGGCUGUUGCAGGCCGUCGUGGCCUUUAGCCGUCUUCUUGAUGCAAUCGAAUCUCGACUCCCUCUGAAAUCAACACAUAUUCUGCUAGGAUCAAGUGACGGAAUAGAGCUUCCAUACCCGAACUGGGUCAUAGAGUCGCUCGCGCGAAAGGAUUCUUUUGCUCAAGAAUUCCUCUCAGCUCUUCCUAUUCGCUAUAUCAACUUCCACUAUAUCGACCCAGGGAUUCGGAUUCAAAAUAUAACGGAAUUCAUAGCUCAGCCUUUUGAGAAUCUUGGAGGAUCAUACGGAGACAGAGAUGUCACUCCUCCACUUCUCCUCUUCCGAGGGGGUGGAGAGAACACAACACCCUGGAGCCUGAGGUGGCUUUUAGACGGGCGGAAAGAGAUUCCAGCUGGCUUAUACCUUGAAGCUGUCCAUACCUUUAUCAGUGAUGAUCCAGGAAACGACAGUCGACUCUUACUCCCGUUUGAGGUCGGGCGUAAUGGCUACGCACGAAGUAGCAAUGGACUCUUGCUAAAUGACUGUGGGACUGAUAGGAUGUAUGAUAAGUUCUAUCAGGAUCAUCAACCUACUGGUAUUUUGCCAUGGGGCUCGCAUAGUUCAUACAUUCACAAAGUAUUAGUGAACUGGGCGGAGCGUGUGGAAUCGGGGGAUUGGGAGGUGAAUGGCGACGGUGUUGCGAAUGGAAUUGAGAAGCUCAAGGAUGCCGAUACACCAGAUCAUUGGAUGAAGUACCAAACCUCAUGA
Messenger RNA from Penicillium arizonense, 2283 nucleotides. RefSeq lists its product as uncharacterized. Lineage: Eukaryota; Fungi; Ascomycota; Eurotiomycetes; Eurotiales; Aspergillaceae. The record is from RefSeq and is a predicted model, not a curated record. The transcript is spliced from 7 exons. The coding region runs from base 1 to 2283 and encodes 760 amino acids.